Molecule: messenger RNA, 3288 nt
Organism: Gregarina niphandrodes
Lineage: Eukaryota; Apicomplexa; Conoidasida; Eugregarinorida; Gregarinidae
Product: 1,4-alpha-glucan branching enzyme
Exons: 1
Coding region: 1-3288 (1095 amino acids)
Biological process (GO): glycogen biosynthetic process
Cellular component (GO): cytoplasm; cytosol
Molecular function (GO): hydrolase activity, hydrolyzing O-glycosyl compounds; cation binding; 1,4-alpha-glucan branching enzyme activity
Source: RefSeq, a predicted model, not a curated record
AUGUCUGACAUCGCUUCGCAGCCCGUAGCGAAGCCGGUGCCGGUGAGCGGAAAGUUGGGUGCUGCUUCUGCUGGGUAUUCGCCGAAGGAGGGAUACGAGACAAACGUGCAGGACGACGCCAUCCUGCCUUCUUCGGCACCCUGCGACUCGCCCGCCGCCGCUAAGCUUACCUACCUCUCCGACAUACCGCAAAGCGCCAAUGCCAGCGACCACGACGUCAGUCUGCUACAUUCGGCUCAUCAUGCAGACCCCUUCGCCGUCCUUGGUCCUCACGCAUAUGGCGGCCAGGACACCAGAGCCGUCGUCAUUCGCGCCUGGAUCAAAGACGCCGCCGAGGUGGAACUACGCUUCACCGGCAGCCUGGCCACUGUCCCCCAGGACCUGACAGAAGCCCCCUCCGCGUCCGAGUCCGAAGCCGAUCACCUCCAGGGCGAACGCCAGGGCGAACGCCUUCAGCAAAACCACCAGGGUGGAGAGCAUCCCGAUCAAGCUGAGUCACCGGCCUCCUGCAGGCUGCAGGCAUCCUCCGGGGGCGUCUGGUACAAGCUGCAUCGCAGGGCGGACUGGCUCUUCCAGGGCGCCUUCAACUGGUUGCCCAUAACGGAGGCGGCGGAAGCAACUACAGACCUACUGGCGGUGACGCCGGUGGAGUACGAGCUGAGGGUAAAGUAUUGCGGGGACGCGAGCAACCAAUCGUAUAUAUUGCACGACGCGUACCGCUUUGGUUGCAGCUUGGGUGAAGACCAGCUCCGGCUGUUCCAGUCCGGUUCUUGUUGGCAUGUGGAUAACUUGAUGGGUAGUCAUUUCGUAGAGGUCGAAGGAGUUCAAGGCGUGCGCUUCGCCGUGUGGGCGCCGAAUGCUCAGUUUUUGAGUGUGGUCGGAGAGUUUAAUCAAUGGGACGGAAGAGCGCACCCGAUGCGGAAGCGACAUGAAUUUGGAGUCUGGGAGAUUUUUGUGCCCGAUACUCCGCGAGUGGGUCAUCGUUACAUGUACAAAAUACAUACGAGACGUGGUACGGACAUUAUGAAAAUUGAUCCGUAUGCGCAGGAGUUCGAGAACCCCCCGGCACACGCGAGUGUAAUAUCCGGCUGCGAUGACGCAUACCGGCAGCCGAGGGAGCGCUAUGAAUGGCGUGAUGGAGAGUGGAUGCAACAGCGCCAACAGAACAAGGAACGCGUGACGAGGAUGCCAAUUUCAAUUUACGAAGUACAUCUACCGAGUUGGAUGCGUGGCGACAACAACCGGUACUUAACGUAUAAGGAAUUAGCUCACCGGCUAGUGGAGCAUUGUCAAUUGCUGAACUUCACACACGUGGAAUUUUUGCCACUGGCGCACCACCCCUUCGAAGGCAGUUGGGGGUACCAAGUAUCGGGAUUGUUUGCUCCCUAUAGCCGGUUAGGAUCAGCGGAUGAGUUGAAAUACCUUAUUGAUGAGUUACAUCUGGCGGGCAUUGGUGUAUUUUUAGACUUUGUUCCGGCGCAUUUUGUGAAGGAUGAUUGGGCUCUUGCUAACUUUGAUGGUGAGCCAUGUUUCGAGUAUGCUGAUCCGCGUGAAGGUGAGCAUAAGACCUGGGGUACGAAAGUGUUUAACUUCCGCCGCAAUGAAGUGCGUUCAUUCCUGCUUGGAGCCGGCUACCAUUGGCUCAGACGGUACCAUGUCGAUGGGCUCCGUAUCGACGCGGUUUCCUCAAUGCUGUACAAGAACUACUGUCGCGACGAGUGGAUUCCUAACGAAGAAGGUGGCGACGCGAAUUUGGAGGCGAUCAACAUGCUCCAGGAGCUCAACUGGGUUAUCCAUCGCGAAUUCCCGGGUGUAUUGACCAUGGCCGAGGAAGCGACCAGUUGGAGAGGAGUGACGGAUAAGGAAAAGGGGCUCGGGUUCGACUUCAAAUGGGAUCUUGGCUGGAUGAAUGACACCAUUUCCUACCUCUGCAAACCUACACCGCUGCGUCCGGAAAGCCAUGGUAAACUGACCUUCCGAGGUCUAUACAUGGCCCACGAGCGCUGGGUGCUACCUUUGUCACACGACGAGGUGGUGUCGGGUAAGGGCUCGUUGUUAGACAAAUGUGCCUUCAUCGGUUCUUCGUUUGAGGAGAAGGCCUCCACGUUAAAGAGCCUAAUUGUCUACCAAGCAGGUCUAUGUGGUCGGCCGCUGCUGUUCAUGGGGGCCGAGUUCGCCCAGGGUCGUGAGUGGAACGAAAGCCGUUCGUUAGAUUGGCAUGAGGCUCGCGAAGAGCACCGGUCUAAAGUGAUGAAGUCCGUAGCUGAUACGAUGGCUAUUUACAAGAAUGAGAAGGCGAUGCACGCCGGAGACGACGAGCCCUGGAACUUCAAGUGGGUCGACUGUGACUCCCGCAAUGCCUGCCUCGUCGCUUUUCUCAAGUCCUACGAGGAGUGGUUCAAUGACCUCCUAGUCAUCUGCAACUUCAGUGCUGACACACACUACCGCUACCCAUUCGGUGUCCCCCACGGCGGCGAAUGGGAAGUCCUGCUUAACACCGACGACUGGGCUUACGGCGGCCAAAUGAGGGGCAUUGGCAAGGGGCGUACCGCCAAGACCACUCAAGGCGGACGCCUCGGCUGGCCGUACUGCCUCUGGCUAGAUGUACCCGCCUGGAGUGCCAUGAUCCUCAAAGCACCCAAACCCGACCGAGCCGCGGAACUCGUGGAACGCAUCAGAAUCGCCAAAGGAGCUUGUCGACCUUUCGAACACAUGGAAAGGGAGCUCGCAUUGACCCUCAAAAAACCUAAACAGGACCCCGCAACACAGGACCCCGCAACACAGGACUCCACAACGCAGGAAGGGACUGAGCGUGCUCCGAUGGCGCUUGGUCGACCAGCUGCCGACGAACCUGCCAAGAUGGCUGAUAUGAAGGAACAACCUGGCAUUGAACAACCUGGUAUUGAACAACCUGGUUGUCAACAACCUAACACCGAACCCGCAUCGCAGCCGAUGACAGAGGAGUCGAUAAAGGUCGGAUCGACGAAGGCGGAAUCGACGAAGGCGGAAUCGACGAAGGCGGAAUCGACGAAGGCGGAAUCGAAGAAGGCGGAAUCGAAGAAGGCGGAAUCGACGAAGGCGGAAUCGAUCAAAGCAGAGUGGCUAAAGGUGCAGGCGCUGAAGCUGGAGUCACCUGAGGCCGAAGCGCCUGCUGCAACCCGGUCUGUGCCGGCGGCGACCGAGAUAGAACAAGGGAAAAAGAAUAUUGUGGUCCUGAGGAGUGCGGCCUUGAUGACGAGGAAGAGAAAUUCUCGCCGUGAGGGAGGCCACUCGCUUGAAGAUAUGUGA